GUGGACCGUCAAGUCGCAGAAAGCUGCUAAGGAAGUGACAAUUCUGCGUCAUCAUUCCGCGUCAACAGGAAGAAGACAGCAGCCACCGAGUAGCUAUUUACCUACAGAUUGGGGUAGGUUGUGUGUCAGCUGAGGCCAGGCCAUGUCGUCUCCAGGUGGGCAGGGUGGAGGAGCGUUGUCCACCCGAGGUGGGGCAGGAGCUCGCAGGAUGAAGUGGGCCCUGGAGCUCAGUCUCGGCAACACGCGUCGUGACCGUCAAGGUGGCCAGGGGGAUGUGAUGUACCCCAUCGGCUACUCGGACAAGCCUGUGCCAGACACUAGCGUCCAGGAGACCGACCGGAACCUGGUGGAGAAGAGGUGCUGGGACGUGGCCCUGGGCCCCCUGAAGCAGAUCCCCAUGAACCUGUUCAUCAUGUACAUGUCGGGCAACACCAUCUCCAUCUUCCCCAUCAUGAUGGUCUGCAUGAUGGCUUGGAGGCCCAUACAGGCACUCAUGGCCAUCUCUGCCACCUUUAAACUGCUGGAGAGUUCUAGCCAGCAGUGGCUGCAGGGUCUCACCUACCUUGUGGGAAACCUCCUUGGCGCUGCAUUGGCUAUCUACAAGUGUCAAUCAAUGGGCCUCUUGCCAACACACUCAUCUGAUUGGCUAGCCUUCAUAGAACCUCCCCAGCGACUGGAAAUUAUGGGAGGAGGAAUGGUGUUAUGAAGAUGGAUGACGAUUUUACAUACAUCCACUUAUUAGAUAUUUGCGCAAACACGUGAGCGCACACACACACACACACACACACACACACCUGCAGUACAUUUGAAAACUAUUGAAAUAAUUAUGCUAAUGCUUUUCUGCUAUAUGUUAUAAUUAUGCUAAUGCUUUUCUGCUAUAUAAUUUAUAUUUUUCACCUGUGUCUACUUUACAUCCCUUAUGUGUUCUUGAAUAUUUCUCUGAUUGCCGAUGUCAUAUAAAGAGGCUUGUACUGUUUUCACAA
This is a messenger RNA of Engraulis encrasicolus (European anchovy), 983 nucleotides long. RefSeq names its product ER membrane protein complex subunit 4 (gene emc4). NCBI's taxonomy places the organism in Eukaryota, Metazoa, Chordata, Actinopteri, Clupeiformes, Engraulidae. Bases 143 to 706 code for a protein of 187 amino acids. The record is from RefSeq and is a predicted model, not a curated record. Gene Ontology annotation, biological process: protein folding in endoplasmic reticulum. The transcript has 6 exons. Gene Ontology annotation, cellular component: EMC complex.